CCCGUGGCAUUUAAUGUGAGAGACAGAAACAGGGGUCUCGUCAAUCCAGAAGUUGUUCAGAAGCUGGCUGAGGCAAAUGGUAUCUCCCUUGGUGUUGGUAUCCUUAGUCAUAUACGGAUACUAGAAAGCCCGAAGCAGCAACUUGGUAUGAAUCUUGACGAUACUACCUUAUGCAGACCAAUGGAGAAUGGCCGACAUGAUGGGAAAGUGGAUUCAUUAGAGUUGAGGUCGUCACUGCUUCUCUAA
Molecule: messenger RNA, 246 nt
Organism: Ilex paraguariensis (yerba mate)
Lineage: Eukaryota; Viridiplantae; Streptophyta; Magnoliopsida; Aquifoliales; Aquifoliaceae
Source: the annotation of a GenBank genome assembly